This is a messenger RNA of Melampsora larici-populina 98AG31, 555 nucleotides long. RefSeq lists its product as uncharacterized. Gene Ontology annotation, cellular component: endoplasmic reticulum; mitochondrion. The record is from RefSeq and is a predicted model, not a curated record. The transcript is spliced from 6 exons. Lineage: Eukaryota; Fungi; Basidiomycota; Pucciniomycetes; Pucciniales; Melampsoraceae. Gene Ontology annotation, biological process: protein targeting to ER. The coding region runs from base 1 to 555 and encodes 184 amino acids.
AUGAGUGCUCAAUUAUUGAACCUAGCGAUCCCGCUCAUAGGUAUGCAAGUAGCACGGAAGAUUCCAUUCGAAGAUCCUCAAGUUUUACUAGGAAUGCGAAUGGCCUAUGUCACGAGUCAACUACUUUGCAUGUCAGCUUAUUACUACGUCACCUUCAAGAUUAAGUCCAAGAAUGACACAACAGUGUUGAAGUAUGUCGAACCUAAACCCCCACUGACCGCCGACCCUCCAAAGCUUGUCACCACCACAAAUCGAGCCUACGAUCUCGAACAAGCCUCAACAGGUUUAAGGGGUGUACUAAUGGGAGUGGCGAUGAUGAUCUUCUUACAUCUGUAUAUGAAAUACGAUGCUCCACUCUUCCUUCAGUCGUUGAUGCCCCUCAAGGCGGUAUACGAAAGCAAGGUAAUUCAAAUCCAUCUCUUAGGACGACCGGCCACAGGAGACUUGAAACGACCAUUCAAAGCUGGUGGAAUGAUGGGCGCAGCGACAGAUGCAAAAACAGAUGCAAAGAGCAUCAAGGAAGCCGAGCAAGCUAGUGUAAAAAAGGAGCAAUGA